GCUCUUCCCUCCCUCACGUAGGAGCACUAGCCCCAGGCAGUUAUGAAACCAGGGAGAGAUCCAAGAAGCUGAGCCUCUGUCUGUGCGCUUGUGGGAGCGGCUGGGACCGAAGGAAAAGGGUGUCCUCGGGUCCCCAGCCGCAGAGCUCUGAGCCCCCAGCUCGGAGGCUGGCCCCCUGAGACGCAGGGCCUGCUGCCACUGCCUUGUUUCCCCUUUAGUUGAUGGAGCCCCGCCCACCUGUCGGGUGACUUCCCUCAGCCCAGCAAAUACAGAGCCCUACUUUUGAAAAGUUUCCAGACAUCACAGAUGGGGUGGGCUGGCUUCGCAUCUUUCAAAGCUGAUCUGUGCUGGGUAAGCCACGUGUGGAGGGCUGGGGUGUGGCUUCCAUUGUGGCUCAUCACAGCCAGACAACCAUACAUGGUCACCGCAGCUCCAGGGCUGUGGCACGGUGACUCACCCCCAAGAGGCUGAUGUAACAGGGGAACAGUCAGAGCCAGCGAAAGGCUGCUGCAACCUGAGGGCUGGGAGCCCCAAAGUGUUACCAUCGCCUGCCCAGAAAUAGCCUGGGGCAGCCCUGAGCAGAGCAGCCUCAGAGAAGAGAGUCCAGGAACCCUGGAAGAGAAGUCACUGCCACUUCACAGAUUCUGGGCCAGGACAUGACAGGCUGGCCCUGUUGGAUCUCUGUAAUGAGGUCCCAGAACGGCCAUGGAUUUUCCCCAGCACAGCCAGCACGUCCUGGAGCAGCUGAACCAGCAGCGGCAGCUGGGGCUUUUGUGUGACUGCACUUUUGUGGUGGACGGUGUCGAUUUUAAGGCCCAUAAAGCAGUGCUGGCGGCCUGCAGCGAGUACUUCAAGAUGCUCUUCGUGGACCAGAAGGAUGUGGUGCACCUGGACAUCAGUAACGCGGCAGGCCUGGGGCAGGUGCUGGAGUUCAUGUACACGGCCAAGCUGAGCCUGAGCUCUGAGAACGUGGACGAUGUGCUGGCCGUGGCCAGCUUCCUGCACAUGCAGGACAUCAUCACGGCCUGCCACGCCCUCAAGUCACUCACUGAGCCCGCUGCCAGCCCUGGGGACAAUACGGAGGCCUUGGCCAUGGAAGGAGAGGACAGGAGAGCCAAAGAUAAGAAGGCUGCGGCCGCCGCGCUGAGUGAGCUGGACCCCUCGGGAAGCAGUCCAUCUGCGGGCCCAGGCAGGGAGCCCAAAGAGGAGCGUGGCGGGCAGGCCGAGAGUGCGGCCAGUGGUGCAGAGCAGACGGAGAAGGCAGAUGCCCCCCGGGAGCCACCGCCAGUAGAGCCCAAGCCCGACCCCACCAGUGGCAUGGCUGCUGCUGAGGCUGAGGCUGUCUUGUCAGAGAGCUUGGAGCAAGAAAUGGAGGUGGAGCCGGCCAGGAAAGGAGAAGAAGAGCAAGAGGAGGAGGACGCUGUGUCUGCUGUGGUCAAGGAGGAGGGGCCACAGCUGGACAAGGGAGAUGCCCCUGAGGAGAGCGAGGAGUCGGCCAGCACAGACUCAGGCCAGGAGCUGGGUGUCGAGACCCGGGGCGUGCGCCUGGGCACCUACGGCGACCGCACUGAGUCCAAGGCCUACGGUUCUGUCAUCCACAAAUGCGAGGACUGUGGGAAAGAGUUCACGCACACGGGGAACUUCAAGCGGCACAUCCGCAUCCACACUGGAGAGAAGCCCUUCUCCUGCCGGGAGUGCAGCAAGGCCUUCUCUGACCCAGCCGCCUGCAAAGCCCACGAGAAGACGCACAGCCCGCUGAAGCCAUACGGCUGUGAGGAGUGUGGCAAGAGCUACCGGCUCAUCAGCCUGCUGAACCUGCACAAGAAGCGGCACUCGGGCGAGGCGCGCUACCGCUGCGAGGACUGCGGCAAGCUCUUCACCACGUCCGGCAACCUCAAGCGGCACCAGCUGGUACACAGCGGCGAGAAGCCCUACCAGUGCGACUACUGUGGCCGUUCCUUCUCUGACCCCACUUCCAAGAUGCGCCACCUGGAGACUCACGACACCAACAAGGAGCACAAGUGCCCUCACUGUGACAAGAAGUUCAACCAGGUGGGGAACCUGAAGGCCCACCUGAAGAUACACAUCGCAGAUGGGCCCCUCAAGUGCCGAGAGUGUGGGAAGCAGUUCACCACCUCAGGGAACCUGAAGCGGCACCUUCGGAUCCACAGCGGGGAGAAGCCCUACGUGUGCAUCCACUGCCAGCGGCAGUUUGCUGACCCCGGUGCCCUGCAGCGGCACGUCCGCAUCCACACGGGCGAGAAGCCAUGCCAGUGCGUGAUGUGCGGCAAAGCCUUCACCCAGGCCAGCUCCCUCAUCGCGCACGUGCGCCAGCACACUGGGGAGAAGCCCUACGUCUGCGAGCGCUGUGGCAAGAGAUUCGUCCAGUCCAGCCAGUUGGCCAAUCACAUCCGUCACCAUGACAACAUCCGCCCUCACAAGUGCAGCGUGUGCAGCAAGGCCUUUGUGAACGUGGGCGACCUGUCCAAGCACAUCAUCAUCCACACUGGAGAGAAGCCUUACCUGUGUGACAAGUGUGGUCGUGGCUUCAACCGGGUGGACAACCUUCGUUCCCAUGUGAAGACUGUGCACCAGGGCAAGGCAGGCAUCAAAAUCCUGGAGCCAGAGGAGGGUGGUGAGGUCAGCGUAGUCACUGUUGAUGACAUGGUUACGUUGGCCACCGAGGCACUGGCGGCAACAGCCGUCACUCAGCUCACAGUGGUACCAGUGGGGGCAGCUGUGACUGCCGAUGAGACUGAAGUUCUUAAAGCCGAGAUCAGCAAAGCUGUGAAGCAAGUGCAGGAAGAAGACCCUAACACCCAUAUCCUCUAUGCCUGCGACUCUUGUGGGGACAAGUUCUUGGAUGCCAACAGCCUGGCCCAGCACGUGCGGAUCCACACAGCACAGGCACUGGUCAUGUUCCAGACAGAUGCGGACUUCUACCAGCAGUAUGGGCCAGGCAGCACGUGGCCGGCCGGGCAGGUGUUGCAGGCUGGGGAACUGGUCUUCCGCCCUCGGGACGGGGCUGAUGGCCAGCCCGCACUGGCAGAGACACCCCCCACAGCCCCAGAAUGUCCACCGCCUGCUGAGUGAGCAGGCAUCCCUCCUCUUGACUGUUUAUUUAAGGAUGGGUGGCCCCGUUCACUAGAGAGAAUAAAUUUGAUUAUUUUCUAA
Molecule: messenger RNA, 3174 nt
Organism: Artibeus jamaicensis (Jamaican fruit-eating bat)
Lineage: Eukaryota; Metazoa; Chordata; Mammalia; Chiroptera; Phyllostomidae
Gene: ZBTB17
Product: zinc finger and BTB domain containing 17
Exons: 15
Coding region: 706-3093 (795 amino acids)
Biological process (GO): regulation of transcription by RNA polymerase II
Molecular function (GO): protein binding; DNA-binding transcription factor activity, RNA polymerase II-specific; RNA polymerase II cis-regulatory region sequence-specific DNA binding
Source: RefSeq, a predicted model, not a curated record